Molecule: messenger RNA, 3674 nt
Organism: Haliotis rufescens (red abalone)
Lineage: Eukaryota; Metazoa; Mollusca; Gastropoda; Lepetellida; Haliotidae
Exons: 3
Coding region: 112-1845 (577 amino acids)
Source: RefSeq, a predicted model, not a curated record
AUUCCGAAUGCUGCUGAUGGACCGUCGAAGUUGAAUCGCUGAGUGUUUUCGGCGAUAACUGCAUAUAUUUUCUCUCAGAAAGGAUCAUUGGAAGGCACAACGUGGGAGACAAUGGAUGAUCAGUACUCUGCGCAGUUCUUUACAUCCUUUGUAGAGAAGCUUCAAGGAUUGUGUAGAAGUUACUUGAACUUCAGUCAGUUUGUGGAGGUCAGUGGCUAUGUGUGUGUGGAGAUUGACAACAUGAAGAAGGAGAGAUACGUCCUCAGUGAACUGCUACAGAGCAGUGGUAAUGUGGUCAGUGAGAGCUUCUGUACAAAAGUGUUCAUGACCUCAGGAAAAGGUCAGUCGCAACCUCCUGAAAAGAUGAGAAGAAAAGAUGUGAGACCUCCUCGAGACACCAUAGACAAGGAUGUCAAAGUGUUUAGUCAGCAGAGUGUCGGCUCAGUUAGCUGUCAGCCUGUCUUCCCCAGCAGAGGAAACUCUGAUUCCAUGGUACUACCUCAUCUUCCAGUGACUCAGGAUCUCCAUGAAGGAGGCUCCUCACAGAGUGACAGAAAACCAGGACUCGACAUCGGCCAGUUCAACCUCCACAAGCCCACUUCAAUCAGGAGUCAGUCCUGCUCUGAGAUGGGUUCCGAUGAAGCAUACCGGAGUACAUUCCAGUCCACUAGUCCCAGGGUUAAGAGGAGGAUGGUGUCGGGAUACGCUGAAAGCACUCCUCUCCGGUCUCCAGCAUCAGUCAGCAAUCAGUCCUUCAGUUCGGAAUCCGAGCCGUCUGGUGACGUGCUGAACAUUGCUUCCGGGACCAGUGAGAUUCAGGUGACGCUGCCAGACUCUCUUGCCGAGGAUGUAGGAGACUCGCAGGAACCAGCAGACGCAAACACUGCAGAUGAUGAAGUCAUAGACCUGGACAUGUUUGAUGAUGAACUGGUGAACAGCCCUCUUGACUUUACCUCUUCCUUUCAAGAACACAGUUUCGCAGAUUUCAGACCAAAUACAUCAUUUGAUUCCAGCAUGCUCUUUCUCGAGAAGCACCAGAAAGCUCCAAAUCCAGGUUCUUUAAAUGUCUUGAAAUCUGUGGUGAAGCGAUUCAAGAAGUAUCACUUUGAGAAAUCCGGUCAUGAAUUUAAUUUGAUGGCCACCCCUCCUGAAGAACUGAAUGAUCUGUUGCUGGACUAUCUCAUCGGGGCAAAAAAGUCUGAUGGAAGUGACUUAACAGUGGGUUCUUUGAAGAACACUCAAGUGUAUCUUGAGAGGUAUUUGAAACAAGAAGGAUAUCCUUAUUCUAUAACCAGGGACGAUAGGUUCAAACCUUGCAGAGACUACAUCAAGAGUAAACAGGAUGAGUGUGGGAAGACCCGGGCGGGUAUAAAACAUGUGCCGAUAGACGACAACGACAUCGAGGUCAUGUUCCAAAAGAACCUUCUCGGAGCACACAACCCAGACUCCCUCUUUAACACAAUGUGGUUCCUAAACUCAAAAUAUUUUGCCAAACGAAAACCAGGGGAACAUUUCAACAUGAAGUGGGGAGAUAUUGUAUUGAAGAUCAGUGAGGAUGGCGAGGAGUACCUUGAACGUCCAAUAAACAGUUCCUUUUCUCUAAAAGUGUUUGCAAAGCCGGAAGAUCCUGAGAGAUGUUUUGUGGACUUUUAUAAGCAAUAUAGAGCCAAGAGACCCAAGAUGACGUUAGAUAAAGAGUUUCCCUUUUAUCUGAGGAUCAACAAGAUUCCAGGGACCCAGUUCAUGUGGUACUUGCCUGAGCAGAUGAUGUGGUCGCCUUUUACUUACAUAUGGAGGAAAAUAGUUGUAGCUGCAGGACUUCCGUUGGCAAAGAAAAUUUUAUGAGGAAGCUGAAAUGAGAUGACACUUCUUUAUCAUGGAGUGAGAGGUUACCAGACAGCACUAUGGAGAAGGAACACUCGGCACAGUUUUUCAGAUCCCUUUUGCAAAAUAUACGAAGAGAAUGUCACAAUCAUGUGAACUUCAGUGAGUUUGUGGAGGUCAGUGGCUAUGUGUGUGUGGAGAUUGACAACAUGAAAAAAGAAAGAUAUUUGCUCAGUGAACUACUACAGAGCAGUGGUAAUGUGGUCAGUGAAAGCUUCUGUGCACAGGCUUUCAAAACAACGGGCCAUUCUGAUUGUUUGGGAAACACAGAUGUAAGCAGACAGGAUGACAGUAGCUGUUACACUUCCCAUAGACAUAGUACACACUCAAUGAAACCCUCGUUUCCAGAAGCUGACCAAGCCCAGGUUAUGCUUGCAGCUGCCUCUAAAGAAGGUUCUGACUUUAAUCAUGAAUACACACCAUUGCUGGCACCAUCGUCUCAGUCCUAUGGUUCAGAAACUAGCUUCAAAACAGAGUCUGUGUAUGAAGAACAGUCAUUUCAAAGUGAAGAGGCACAGGUGACUUUGCCUCAAACUUCUUCCAAAAGUGUCGAUGAGUAUGUGGUUUGCCCUGAGGUACCAGAACCCGAGGACAUCAUAGACUUAGACUUGUUUGAGAAUGAACUUGAUUCUCCAGUGUCCAUGGAAGAAGAGGGUUUUCCUGCUGCAUCUCUAGGAGCUGCUUCGGUUGAUUCCUAUGGCGGUACAACAAAGAAGAGCAAUCUCAGCCCGGGGACACUAAACGUGGUCAAGAACUCUGUGAAGCAGUUCCGAAGGUUUCACUUUGACAGGGCAGGCAUAGAUGUUCAUCUGCUUUCAACUCCCCCGGAGAAACUUAAUUUGUUGCUGUUAGACUAUUUCAAGGAAGCAAGGAAGAUGGAUGGACGAGAGUUGAACGCCAGAACAUUGAAAAAUGUGCAGGUUCAUCUGGACAUGUUUCUGAAGGAUGCUGGCUAUCCAUACUCCAUCAGUAAGGACAGACCGUUCCAGUCUUGCCGAGACUAUCUAAAGAGGAAGAUAAGUGAAGGUGGGAAAGUUGUGGCCCAGAAACAUUCUCCGGUUGAUGAUAAUGACAUAGAGACGUUGUUCCAGACCAGCCAGCUUGGUGCCCACAGUCCUGAAACCCUCACCAACACUAUGUGGUUUCUUAACUCCAAAUACUUUGCCAUCAGACGGCCUGCAGAGCACCUAGGCAUGAAAUGGGGAGACCUUUUGUUGAAGACCAAUGAACAAGGGCAGGAAUAUUUAGAACGCCCAAUCAAUAACAGUUUUUCCCUGAAAGUGUUUGCCAAGCCUCAGACCCCAAACAGAUGCUUUGUGUACUUUUACAAGCAGUACAGAGCCAUGAGACCCAAAAUGUUUCUCGAUGAAGGAUGUCCAUUUUAUCUGAAGUACGAUAGGAACCAGGGCCCAAGAAACUAUCAUCUUCUGUCCGAGGCGCCAUCAUACACUUCCUUUCUAAAUAUUUGGAGGAAAAUGAUUACCGGGUCAUAUCUCCCCAUUAAUAAGAAGAUAUACUAAGUAAAAUGUUCAAUGGAGGGACUUAUGGAGAUUCAUUGAAGAAGGAGAAUUUAAUCAGCUUUGUGUUUAGCCUUGAAAUGAUGUGAGCACUGCACCUACCUACCGAUGGGGACUUGGGAUAGAACAGGUACACAUACCAUCUGUGCUCAAUCUCAUUAAAAUCAGAUCUUAGUUCUCGCUACCGCUAAACAAAGAUCUGAAGACAUCCCAUUACGGGUCACGUCAGACCGACCUUGCGCGAACUUUGACCGGCCAAUGGAAUGACCAAUG